Diaporthe amygdali is the source of this 1851-nucleotide messenger RNA. RefSeq lists its product as uncharacterized. The record is from RefSeq and is a predicted model, not a curated record. NCBI's taxonomy places the organism in Eukaryota, Fungi, Ascomycota, Sordariomycetes, Diaporthales, Diaporthaceae. The transcript has 4 exons. The coding region runs from base 1 to 1851 and encodes 616 amino acids.
AUGUCGAGUCUUACGGAGCUUUCUGAGGAUGCCGCCCACGUCCGUGACUUCGAGGUCCGCGAAUACAUGGAGCAGAUGGACCUCGGAGCCAAUUCGGUUUUCUCACCGAGGCUGCUGCAUAUUGACAAGACGGGACAAUGGCUAAGUGCCUCAGAUAACAUGAACUUGGAGGAGGUCUACUCAGAAUGCGCCAACGCCCAGCUAAAUUUGACAGCGAGAAUUAACAAGUAUCUUGAGAAAUCUAAGCAGCCCCCUAUCAACCUCGAGGCCAAUGGAAGCUGGGAUGACGUCAAAUCUCAAAUGGAAAAAGCUUGUGCAGUACUUGACAGUGUUCUCUCCAAAAAGAAGAAAAGACCCGGACUGACAGGCGCAAUCCGACGAGGAUUUGAUGUGCUCUGUCGGAAUGCGGGAGCGGGCAAGGCCCUGAUAUCAAUAAUUCCUAGUGACUUGAUGAUUGCAUCUGCUGUCUCCGGCGGCCUGAAUGUAAUAUUUGUCGCACUCGAGCAACACGGCAUAUACGAGGAAUCCGUCUUCAAUGCCUUGGAGAGCUUACCCGAAGUUUUGAACACCAAUGAAAUGUACAGCAAAAUCGCUGUGAAUGAUACGGGAGUUCACCGCUUGACUGCUAGACUGUACGCCCGCGUGUGCGAGGUUAUUGAUUACAUCUUGCGGUGGAUGAUGGACAACAUGCUUGUUUCCGGCGCGAAACAAAUGUUCAGGCCCAAUCGCUAUGCAAAAGACCUCAACGACAAGAUGGCAGAGGUGAGGUUGGCAGCGGAAGCACUUGAAAAGUGGGCGGCCACUCUCUUGCUGCAGAGCCAGAAAAAUAUACACAGCAUGCAGGGUGGGAUGUAUUUUCAGCAAAUGAAGUUCGGACACCAGGUUGAAAAUAUUGAUGAAAAGGUUGACCAGUUGACGUCCAAGGUUGACCGAAUGAACAAGCUUGAGCAUGUUGUACCAAUGGUGUUCAACAGUUUCCACAUCAUGCUCAACGACGAGUGGCAUCGAGUCCACCAACAUCACGACCUACGCAAAUCAAUACCCAAGCAGCUUACGCCUUUGGAAAUUUCAGCAAAAGAUGUCCUUGAGCAGCUGUUAUUUGACCCACAUUUGGUAUUUCAAGAUAUGAAAAAUCUGCUUCGACAAGGGACUUCGAGCCUCAACCGCAAGCUUCAACCACAUCGGCUGCUAGCGAUUCAACAAAAUCCUCGUAUCAAGGCGUGGCUCUCACUCGAUAGUCCGUCACUUCUCCUAUUGAAUGGCAAUUCUACAUCCUACCUUGACCUAUCGACUUCAUUCUUCAGCGCCAAGGUCAUGGACACACUGAUGCAGCAAGCUUCAGAGUCACACAAGAAUAUUGAAAUUAUACCUCUUGCAUAUUUCUGUGGGCAACAUCAGAAUUACAGCCGAGAUGUGGCAGCGAGCCCCGCCGAGCUUGCCAUGAGCCUCCUCCUGCAGCUGGUAAACGGCCACAGGGACUUUGAACCGAAUGUCUUGCAAAGGUGCCUAGAUAAGACAGUCCCUUAUGAUCUUGGGUCUAUAUUUGAGUCGUUCUCACGACUGCUGAACCACCUUCCGGCGGAUGCCAUGGUCUUCGUUAUCAUCGACGGUAUCGAACACUUCAGCAGGCCAGAUGAGAGGAAAAGGGGUUUCUAUGAAGUUCUUAGCCAGCUGGUGCGAUUAUUUCGGGAACAGCGAGAGGCCGAAGUUAAACUACUGUUUGCGAGUGCCCAGAGAGGGAUCGUGCUCGAAGGUUUGGGAUUGCUCAUGGAUAAUGAGAUUGUCGGCAUUCCGAAGAGUCCACCCCCGAGAGCUGUGCCAAAUGACCAGAAAACGUUGAUGGGGCUCUGA